AUUGGAAAUGCACGGCGAGAGCGAGAGGUAGAAGAGGAGGUGACGAAGUUGGUGGUCACCGACAUUUGUAUUUUCCGUUCCAACUUCAACAUACGAACUCUGAGCAUUCAAUUCCAACUGAGGAAAAAUGAUGAGGCUGAAGACAUAUGCGGGUCUUAGUUUGAUUGCAACCCUGGCUAUUGCAUAUCAUGCAUUUAACAGUAGAGGCCAGUUUUAUCCGGCCAUGGUGUAUCUGUCAACUUCCAAGAUCAGUUUGGUGCUUCUUCUCAACAUGGGUUUGGUCAUUAUGUGUAUUCUGUGGCAAUUAACAAAAAAGGUAUUCCUGGGCUCCCUCCGAGAGGCUGAGGUCGAGAGGCUUAAUGAGCAAUCAUGGAGGGAGGUUACGGAAAUCCUCUUUGCAAUUACUAUUUUUAGACAGGACUUCUCUGUUACUUUCCUUGCGAUGGUCACAGCACUAUUGUUAAUCAAGGCUUUGCAUUGGUUGGCUCAAAAGAGAGUCGAGUACAUCGAGACCACUCCUUCAGUCCCCAUGUUGUCCCAUAUUCGAAUUGUAUCUUUUAUGGGUUUCCUUCUUCUUCUCGAUAGCCUUUUCUUAUACAGUUCUACGAAGCAUUUGAUAGAAACGUGGCAGGCUUCAGUUUCACUAUUCUUUUCUUUCGAGUACAUGAUACUGGCGACAACCACGGUUUCAAUUUUCAUAAAAUAUAUUUUCUAUGUCAGUGACAUGCUUAUGGAAGGACAAUGGGAAAGGAAACCGGUCUUCACAUUUUACCUUGAACUUAUUAGGGACUUGCUUCACUUGUCUAUGUAUCUGUGCUUCUUUCUUGUAAUUUUCGUAAACUAUGGUAUUCCCUUGCACCUAAUACGGGAGCUGUAUGAGACAUUUAGGAACUUCAAAGUUCGUGUUGCGGAUUACAUACGAUAUCGUAAGAUCACUUCAAAUAUGAAUGGUCGAUUUCCAGAUGCAACCCCUGAAGAGCUUAAUGCAAGUGAUGCAACCUGCAUUAUCUGUCGUGAAGAGAUGACUACAGCCAAGAAACUUUUAUGUGGACAUCUUUUUCAUGUUCAUUGCCUCCGAUCAUGGCUGGAGCGGCAGCAUACUUGCCCUACCUGCAGAGCCUUGGUUGUACAACCAGAAAAUGGGACAACUGCUGCUGGAGGGCAGCAAGGAUCACAGUCAGAUGGUCAUAGACAGGGAAUUGGAAGCACAGCUCAGACUGAGGAUGGCAGUGGGGUGGCAACUGAUAGUUUGAGUCGGCAUCAAGCCAGACUCCAAGCGGCUGCAGCUGCAGCUUCAAUUUAUGAGAAGUCUUAUGUUUACCCCUCUGCAACUUCUUUAGUAUGUUCUCCCGGGUACACUUUUUAUCCCCCGGUUCAAAUACCUAUGGCUGAAACUACUAAUUCUGAGCUUAAUGGAGAACAAGCUUCACGUGAACAGGCACAAAAUCAGUUUCUUAUCCCUGGUGGACCGUCAAAUGUAUCCUUUCCUCCAAUGGGACACUUCCAUUUUCUACCUUCCCAACCACAUGCAGCCCCGGUGAAUUAUGGAGAGGAGUUUGGAAAUGAUCCAAACAUCCUAAGAUCUCCGCUGGAAGCUCAAAGAAAAUUUCUUCAAUACCAGAUUGAGAUUCUGCAAAAUCAGCUCCAGAUUCUGCAGAGGACGAAGACUGAAAAAAGUAUGGAUGACGGUACAUCAUCAUCAGAUAGCAGAGGCAAGCUUAUACUUUCCUCGUCAUCUGUAUCUGGUCAAGACGGAAAAGCAUAAAGUUGGCUGCAUAUUUCUGUUUUAUACCAGCUGACUGCCAAAUGUAGAUAGAUAUAGGAAGAGGGAAAUACAGAAAUCACAGCAUUGCUCUAAUGUGACAUCUGUUCUUCGUGAUACUAAUCUUGUAAAUGCAUAGUGCCCUUAAAAGUGAUUAAUUUUGGCUUUUUUCAUUAAAUCUGGAAUGUUUGAUUGU
Messenger RNA from Gastrolobium bilobum, 1958 nucleotides. RefSeq names its product ERAD-associated E3 ubiquitin-protein ligase HRD1B-like. The record is from RefSeq and is a predicted model, not a curated record. Lineage: Eukaryota; Viridiplantae; Streptophyta; Magnoliopsida; Fabales; Fabaceae. The transcript has 8 exons. The coding region runs from base 128 to 1765 and encodes 545 amino acids.